AUGGCCGAUAUCGUGAAACAGAUCAUUGCAAGGCCGAUACAAUUAGCAGACCAAAUCAUUAAAACAUCGGAAUACGUUUGUUCAUUCAAGCAAGAUUGUGGCGAGAUCAAGAACAAGACGGAAAAGCUCGUUGGCCUCCUUCGGCAGGCGGCACGUGCCAGUAACGAUCUCUACGAACGACCCACACGAAGGAUCAUGGAGGACACCGAGCAAGUUCUCGAUAAAGCGUUACACCUCGUAAUGAAAUGUAGUCGAAACGGGCUUCGACGGGUGUUCAAGAUAAUCCCUAACGGUCUUCCACGGAAAACGUCGCAGCAAAUCGAGAAUUCGAUCGGAGACGUGUCGUGGCUCCUUCGCGUAUCCACUCCAGCGGAUGAUCGUGACGACGAGUAUCUCGGAUUGCCUCCUAUUGCCGCUAACGAGCCGAUCUUGUGCCUGAUUUGGGAACAAAUCGCGAUCAUGUGUUCCGGUACGGUGGAGGAGCGAGUCGAUGGUGCGGCGUCACUCGUGUCGUUAGCACGCGAUAACGAGCGGUAUGGGAAAUUGAUCAUUGAGGAAGGCGGCAUACCACCGCUUUUGAGACUUGCGAAAGAAGGAAAUUCAGAAGGGCAAGAAAAUGCCGCAAGAGCGAUCGGGCUACUUGGUCGCGACCCUGAAAGCGUGGAACACAUUUUGAAUGCUGGUGUUUGCUCGGCGUUCAUGAAAAUAUUGAAAUUUGCGGAAAUGAAAGUACAGGUAGUCGUGGCAUGGGCCGUAUCGGAAUUAGCCACAAACUACCCGAAAUGUCAAGAACAUUUCAUGCAAAACAAUGUGAUCCGAUUGCUCGUUGGCCAUUUAGCGUUCGAGACAAUUCAAGAGCAUAGCCGAUACGCCAUUGCUAGCAAGCAGAAUAUGUCGAUCCAUACAGUAGUUAUGGCCAAUUCCGAGACAAACCCUAACAAAAACAACCGAGAUGGAAAUGAGGAUGUCGAAAAGUGUCAGCUUUUACAUCCCGCAGGCUCAAAAACGAGCGAUAUGCAUAAUGUAGUGACGAAUACCGUCACUAUGAAAUCUAGAAAGAUUCAUAACGAUAGGGCACAUAGUCGAAGCACGAGUACAAGACCGAACAAGCACCAACCCUCAAGAAACAACCGAAAACACAUCACACUAACCGGGAUUAGCAUUAGAGAGCGGGAAGCCGAAGACCCGUCCACGAAAGCUGAAAUGAAGGCGAUGGCGGCUCGAGCAUUAUGGCACCUCUGUGCGGGCAACGUCUCGAUUUGCAAGAGCAUAACCGAGUCACGAGCGCUUCUUUGUUUUGCAGUACUUCUCGAAAGAGGCGAGUAUGAAAUACAAUAUAACUCCGCAAUGGCACUAACGGAGAUCACCGCGGUGGCGGAACAACACGUCGAAUUAAGACAUUCGGGAUUUAAACCGACAUCUCCCGCUGCUCGAGCCGUUAUCGACCAAUUCCUUAAAAUCAUCAAACACGCUAACUCGGACUUUCUAAUCCAAAGCAUCCAAGCGAUCGGCCACUUGGCGAGAACGUUUCGAGCCACCGAAACACGAAUCAUUCCACCAUUAGUCAAGCUUCUAGAAGACACCGAAACACACGUAUCGACCGAAGCAACGAUCACUUUGAUCAAGUUUGCUUGUACUGAUAAUUUUCUUCACGUAACUCAUUGCAAGUCGAUAUUAGAUGCGGGUGGUGUUAAGCACUUGAUUCAGCUAACUUAUUUUGGCGAACAAAUGGCUCAAUUCCCGGCCCUGAUCCUUCUUUGCUACCUUUCGAUUCAUGUACCCGAUAGCGAGAUACUAGCUCAAGACAAAGUCCUUGUCGUGCUCGAAUGGGCGUUGAAACAAGAUCAUUUCACGAAAGAUUCGUCAUUAGAAACGCUCAUCAAUGAAGGGAAGCAAAGAUUGGAGAUCUAUCAGUCUAGAAAUAUCAGAGGAUCAUCGAUACGAUAA
Cynara cardunculus var. scolymus (artichoke) is the source of this 1947-nucleotide messenger RNA. RefSeq lists its product as uncharacterized. Gene Ontology annotation, biological process: cell surface receptor signaling pathway. Gene Ontology annotation, molecular function: protein binding. The transcript has a single exon. The record is from RefSeq and is a predicted model, not a curated record. Bases 1 to 1947 code for a protein of 648 amino acids. Lineage: Eukaryota; Viridiplantae; Streptophyta; Magnoliopsida; Asterales; Asteraceae.